GGGAGGGCACUAGCGGGACAAGGGUUGCCCUGGCAACUGUAACAUAACGUAACGUCCGUUGAUUUAACGUUAAAACCCCUAUAGGUACUGCCGUCGUCCCGUUCAGGAAACGGACUUUGUGUGGACGAAAUGAAUUAGUCGUUAUUUACAUUUAAUCAAAAAGACAGCAAAACAAGUUAGAAUCCCUUUCAUAGAAAGAAGAUGGAGUGUGAGACGGCGGGGACUGUACGCUCGACACCGAGUCGCCACGAGAAAAGUUUGGGGCUCCUGACGAUGAAGUUUGUCAGUCUACUUGAAGAAGCUAAGGAUGGCGUCCUUGAUUUGAAAGUGGCGGUAGAAAGCUUGGCGGUGAAGCAGAAGAGGAGGAUAUAUGACAUCACCAAUGUAUUAGAAGGAGUGGGGCUCAUCGAGAAGAAAAACAAGAACGUGAUCCAAUGGAGGGGAGAGAACUCAAGUUGCCAAACUCAGGAGGUGGUGGAGCAGGUGAAGGUUUUGAAGGCCCAAAUCGCUGAGCUGGAGGCCCAAGAGAAAGAUCUGGAUAAGCAGAAGGCAUGGCUAGAGGAGAACAUCAAACACCUCAGCCAUGAUCCCAUCACCAGCACUUAUAAAUUUGUGACACAUGAAGACAUCUGCAAUGCCUUCAGUGAAGACACUCUGAUUGCUGUAAUGGCUCCUGCUGGGACUCAGCUGGAGGUGCCACUACCUGAAAUGGGCCAGAGUGGUCAGAAGAAGUACCAGGUGAACCUACGCAGCCACUCGGCUCCCAUCCAGGUUAUGCUCAUCAGCAGGCAUUCAGACUCCGAAAUACCUGUGGUCUUCCCUUUGCCACCUACUGACAGCAUCUGUCCAGUGCCAACUCCACCCAGCACCCCUGCCAGCCUGCAGAGGUUCCCUCACUCGUCCAUAUACUGCACCAACACCACCUCCUCCUACUGCAGCCAGGACUCUGUCUGCUCAGACCACCAGAUGGUGCUGCCAGAACAUGAUGACGUGCUGACGCCGUUGUCCUCCCCUCCUGAUGUACAGCUGGAGUGUCCUAGUCGGUCAGCAGCAGUGUUGGGGCAGCAGCAGAUGGACCUGGCAGACCCAGAGUUCCAGUCUGUACUGGACAUGAGCAGCCUGCUAAUUCUCAAUGCUGCCAGAGACCACAUGAAGGAUGACAGAGAGGGAGAUAUUGACCUGAUUGAUGAGCUAAUGGCUACUGAUGACUACAGCUUCCACCUGGACGACAACGAGGGAGUGUGUGACCUGUUUGAUAUGCAGAUCCUCAAUUACUGAUAGCCAGCCGCACCUCUGAUGUACACAAAGACUUCAAAGAUGCCUUUUCAUUUUUUUCCUUUUUUACAAUUGCACAACUGAUACGUAAAGUGAGAGUACGUCCUAUUGUCAUCUUAAAGACCCUUUCACACAUUAGACUUCACGGCUGUUUGCCAGAUGACUCAGUUUAUUUUACUGGCCUUUUGUCCUCGGCCAGCACAAAACUAAGUGCAUGAAUUUGAAUUUACUUUGCCAUAUUCAUGUCGCCAAGAGUCAUUAUGUGUCCACUGAGUUUUUGAUGAUUUAGUGGGAAAAUAUCUACAACAUUCCAGAGAGAAAAUAUAUGGAAUAAGCCAGGAAAAAAAAUCCUUCAGCCUUCUACUGCACUUUUGCAUGUACGCAUUUUUGUAUUUUUCCACAUGUACGCAUUUUUGUAUUUUUCCACAUCCAGUGGAAAGCCUGAGACUUGAAGACGUCUGCUUUACUUUCCUUACAAACAGUUGGGAUUGUGGCAGUGUUUUUGCUUUAGCUCACUCACAGUAACAAUUCAGUAUUGGCUUCUUCGUAACAUUUGAUACAGGGUUGGUGAUCUAGUUCAGGGUAUGUAAGUAAACAACAUAAUUAAUAUUGAAAACAUAUUGUGUAAAAACCUAACCAAUUCCAUAGUUAUAUUUCAUAAAGUGGCAUAUUGUAUUUAAUGUGAAUGUUCUGGUUGCAUUUUGUAACCUUGUUCUUAUGUGAAAAUGCCAGAAAGUUUUGUUUUUCUAAAUUAUUGUGGCACUGCCGUUUUAGGCCUUUUGAAUUUUUGUUAUAAGAAAAGUCGUAUAAUUACAGGUAUAUAUUUGAAUAAUCGAUAUUUUUUACUUAAUUUAAGAAAAAAAAUCAUUUGUAGUUUGGGUUUGUUGAAACUGAAGCUGAUUGACUGCCUUAAUUGUAAUUUAAUAAGUGAAUUAGCCAUAUUUUUGAUCUGAAAUAUCAGAUGUGGGUCUUAAGUUGCUUUUUUGUAUAUUUAUAGUUUCCCUUGAAGAAGUCAUGUUUUUUGUUACAUUUUGUUGUUUAUUUGCACUGUUUUUUUAAUAAACUGAUUUAAUGUUGACUGACAAAC
Molecule: messenger RNA, 2362 nt
Organism: Scatophagus argus
Lineage: Eukaryota; Metazoa; Chordata; Actinopteri; Scatophagidae
Gene: e2f5
Product: E2F transcription factor 5
Exons: 8
Coding region: 202-1278 (358 amino acids)
Biological process (GO): regulation of transcription by RNA polymerase II
Cellular component (GO): RNA polymerase II transcription regulator complex
Molecular function (GO): protein dimerization activity; RNA polymerase II cis-regulatory region sequence-specific DNA binding; DNA-binding transcription factor activity, RNA polymerase II-specific
Source: RefSeq, a predicted model, not a curated record